AAAGACAAACAAAAUAGAAUACGGGUAUUGUGUGUCAGUAUUGCUGACAUAAGGACUUACUACUUCCAAACCUGUUCCACAGCAUGCUUUUUCCUAUUGAAGCUUUGUCAAGAGUGCUGGAGAGUCGACCAUAAGAGUUAAUCAAAUCGAUAUAUUCAAGUACAGUACACUGUUGUUCUCUCUUAUGUAUCAGUGAACUAUUGGCAUCCUGCAGUCACACUGUUGGAAAGUUUUAAGAGCUUUUCUAGCAGAUAGUUCAUGGUUUCUCUGUUCUUGUAUUUAAGAAUUUUGGAGAUGGUAUUUGAGGAAAAGAAUGGCAGCUUACUAAAUGUAAUUCACUUCUGCCUCUGAAAUAUAGUGUCGAAACACUUCCUUUCCUUGAGGUGCUUAGUGGAUAUACUGGUAGACAGAUGUUUGCCUAUAUUAUGUUGCUUAUAAGACUGUAAGCAAUGAUAUUGAAGAAUAUUGGCAUUCAUUAUAUGCUGUUCUUUUUAGAAGAAUAUGAUGCUCAGAUGUCUGUCUGUAUGUUUGUUUAAAACAAACAAACAACAGACCUUCCCCCACAACAAGAGCAAACAGCUCUUCCACCUCCACGAACCCACAACUUGCUUUGUUUAAAAACAUGGAAAUAUGAAAUGUGACUGUAAACAACUUUUAUUUUACUUUGAAGUCUCAUGUCAUUUCCCACACUAAUUAAGAAGAUCUUUAAAGAAACAAUAAAAUUAUUUUGAAAUUUCCACAGAGCUGAAAUUUCAGCUUUGUUUCGCAGUCUAUUACUGUCCUCAAAUACUUGUUGUCAAUACCUUUGUGUUAACUUUCUGUAGUUAUUUUUUCCUAUCCCCCGCAUCCAAAGUACCACAGGGAAACUUUUCACAGUUCUUUCUUUUGUUCUUGGUGCUUGAGGCAACCUGACAGUGGGAUUUGUGAGAGCCAAGUUAGAAAGAUCUGUCCCGUUAGCACAUUCUCCAGAAGUGAUAAUGGUAACCAGUUUCUGUGACCUGGAAAGGUAUGUGAAGAUGCCAUAUCUUACUUUCUGUUUUCCUUCCAAUUUUAAACGUACGUAUUGGGAUACAAGAUUUGAAUGGUUUCCAUUUUGAAUUAAGUCUGAUUAGGAAUUGAUUCACUUGCUACUACACUGAGAAAUGUAUUCAUUGAGAUUAUUAUCUGAACAGCAUGGCUGUUUGGGGAUGAUACGCUGUUCGUAAAGACAAGAGUGUGAAAUCUGGCCCAACACCAGUGUCUGUUAGUAAAUAUGUUAUCAGUUACAUUUCGUGCUGAUGAAAUUGCUGUAACUGUUAAUAGACAUUUAAAGUUGAUUCUUUGCUUCAGGCAAAUAUGCAUUCUGGAAAUGUAGAUUUGUGAUUUAUUUUCUAUUAUUGAGAAAUUUCAGGGACUUGUUAAGCUAUUAUUUUUGGAAAGAAGAGUAGCCAAGGUUGCACACAUUUAAAUGCAGUUAUUUUAUCUGAUUUGCUUCUAAUUUGUCUAAUAAAAAUUAUGUUUUUGCCUUUGCCCUGUGUAUGGUUAUAUAAAUGUGUUUGCUUUAAAUUCUUUGGAAAUUAAGUCUAUGUUUGCAUUGACUCUUCUUGUUUCUUUCAUAUUCCUUUGUCCUAAUCUGUGUGCUUGACAAUAGUUUAUUUCUGUCAGAUAAUAGUCUGAGUUUAAGUAUACUUCUUUUUGUAUGGGCUUAUCUUCCAGUAAGUUUGAUCAAUUACGUCAUUGAUGAUGAUAGAAAAUAUUCUUUACUAAGGACAAAGGGGAGUAAUGUGAUUUCCAGCUUCAGUUGAAGUGCAUAGUUUGAUUAUUCAGAUAAUUUAAUGGGCAUAGACACUUCUCCCUAAUGUUGCUGUAAUAUUCAAGUUGUCUUACAUUUACCUUCAUCUGUCAUGAUGUCUGAGGGGAAAAAUGAGUUUACUAAGUUUUAUACUGACUAAGUUGCACAAGUGCCAUCAUUGUGGAGUUUCAAUGUUUACAUCCACACGCUGCAUAAAAAUCGUGAAGCAUUUCUGUAUUUUUAAAUUUUUGGUAUGCGUUUUGUAUGUCUAGCUGUCCCCUUCAUUGAGGCUCCCUAUUUUCUUCUGCAUUUUUGUACAAAAGGCUUAGAUUAGAAUGACUAGACCAAAUUAUGCUAAUUUCAUUUAAAGUGAAUGCAAAUAGCAUUUGCAAAGACUACAGUUAUUUGCUUGGCCCUAAAACAUUUGAAACCAGUUGUCAAAAAAAAAUUCCUGAUUUUCAAAUGAAGUUUGUUGAAGCCAGAUGCAAUUAUGUAUAUCUGCAAUGGUGUAAUUUAUUGUUUUAUGCUGGGAUAAAUCAGCAUAAAGAUCUUUGGACAAAACCAAGGUAUUACAAGUCUCUCUGAAGCAGAGCUGAAGUAAAGGGUUUGUUCCACAAGUGUAUGCUGCAUACUUUGAAAGAAAGGGAAUGUGUUCUGGGGGAGAGGAGGGUCUCUGGAAUCUUCUACCAACUAAAUUUGCUUGGAGAACAUUAGAAGUAGAGGUGUUCUUGACUCCUCAUGUUUGCUUUUCAGAUGGUAGACAUGAGGCCAAUUUUGAGAAAUUUAGAGGUUUGGGAUGUGAUGUGGUAUACUUCAUUAAAUGUUUUCCACGUCAGGUGAAUUGCAUUGGUAGCUCUCAUAGCCCCUGCGUUAUCCUCACAGGGAAGGCAGAAUGUUCCUUGUUUCUUUCUCUGUCCCUUUCCUCACAGUGUAUUUUGAGUCAGAAAAAGUGUGUAGAUAAGCAUGUUUUAAGUGUCCUUCACCUUUUGCACAUAAAUCCCAUGUCUUAAGAGAUGUGUAUCAUUUCCUCAAUUUAUUUAUAAAAUUAUGUGAGGUUUUUUUUUUUUUGGCCUAUAAACAGAACAUCUAACUCUUUUGACAAUAGCAGUAAUAUUUGUUGAUGAGAUGGCCCACGUUGACUUUUCAUCUGACUUCUAAGUGAUAGACCACAUUGAUCCCUGUGUGACUGAAAGAAGAUUUAGUUUCUGCCCUACAGCAAUGCACCGUUGAGAUUCCAGUCUUUUCUAGAGCAGUGUCAGAAGUGUUAGAUGUCCUCUGUGGCUGGGCUGCGUUGCAGAUUGAUUAAUACUUGAGCUGGCUGGGAAAGAGGAGCCUAGAAAAUCUCAGUGUGGUACUGGUAGCUUAGGAAAGAUGGUGAACUGAAAGGCUCCUCUGCAUUGUGUUCCCUUGGUCUCCUGGUACACAGACAAGUGCAUCUUUACCAGGUCAGGAAACUGGAUCUGAUGAUUAAAGAAAAUAAUUGUCGGAGCCACGCUCUUCCCUCAGCUGCUCAAGGUGAAUGGGUGUGUAGCUGCUUGUCUAUAACAUUUCAGGAGCUCUUCCAAGGUGAUCAGCUUUAGUGAGAAUUAAACAGUCAAGUUUUAUAGAUGUUAAAAAUGUUAAUAGUUUUGACUACGGUACUCCUGAGAGUGCUUUCAGGGCUAGGUGUGAGAUGUCAGUGUGAGGUAUAGAGAUAAGAGGAAUCCUGUAUAAUAGGGAUGAAUCCUGUAUUUGUUAUUAAAGAAAACAUUUCUAUUUUGAAGUUGGAAGCGAGAAAAAAUUUUUAAUCUCUAUUAAAUAUCCUCCCUUCUCAAUAAACCUUUUGAGUAUGUGUUGGAAUCCAAAGCAUGUUCUUAACUACUUUGCUGAAUUGGGGCCUUCAUUACCAAAUUGCAGGUGUAUGUUAGUUUAAGUAUUUAAGAAAGAAACCCUAAAACAAUGCUUAUUUUGUUCUGAUCAGUGUGGUUUGUUACGUUAAUGGAAAACAUCACAAAUGCUGUGCUGUUGCUAUGCUGUCCAAAACAGGUUUAAUAUAGUUAAUAGCUUGCGUGCUCAGGUAUGAGAUUGUGUCCAGUGUAGAAUUAACAUAGCAAUGAUGAAAUGAAAAUAUAAAUAAAUACGAAAUCUGUUUGUUUGUCUGUUUUUUUGUGGGGGUUUUUUUGGUGCAUAAUAUUACUAUAGAAUGAGGGUUUAAAACAUUUUCCCAUUUAAAAGUAUGCUUCAAAGAUAUUUUGUAAAUUCUGAUGUGGAUGUUAGAGUGUUUAUGUAUGCAAUAGCAAGGACUCUGUAAACAUUUCCGUAAUAAACUUGCAUAUAUACUAGAACUUAAUAUCUUGCUCAUAAAAAUGUGCUUUGGGCAUAAAAGUGGCGUACCAGUCUGCCAGAAAGCUCGUGCUUUUAAAAAUGAACAAAAUCAAAGACUUUCUGUGUGUUACAGAAAUGUUCAAAUGCAAAAAAUAACAUCUGAAAUCUCAGAAUUUACCUAAUAGGCUUUUUCUCGUAUAGUUCAUUUAAACAUCGAGAAAAACAUUUUAGUUGUGUUGGCCAGCUGUUGAUAGAAGGCAACAUUUUGUAAUGUGCACCUAACUGAAUUACAUCUGUUUGAGAUUAAUUCCUCUUUGUCUUACACUGCAGCUCUAAGAGCUGAAAUGGUUUCUUACAGUCGGUGUAUAUUUAAAAUCAUUGAGAAUGAUGAUGUCAAUAAAGUACCAAUUUUUUUCCAGUUCUGAGAUAGAUCAUUAGAAAGACGCUGAAGAGAAAGUGUCUUGUACAUAAGCAGUUCCUGAUAAGCAUGCACAUAUAUAUAUAUAUAUAUAUGUAUUCAUUAGAGAACAUAUUGAUCAAAUGUUUAUGGAGACUUGCUGGUGUAGACUUGUUCAGUGCUGAGCUAAUGUUUCCAAUAUUCCUGAAGUCUGAACUAAUUAUGUAUUUUUUCCUCUUUCUCCAGUUUAGAUCUAUUGCUGCUUGAACUGUUCUUACAUUCAAUGCAGAUGAAGCUGAGUUUCCUAUUUUCAGCUGCGUCUCACAGAACUGAGAACUCCUCUGAGUUUAAUUUCUUUCUCCUAAGUUUAAGACAAAUGGCUUUUAGUGUUUCUUCAUUAACUGUGUUAUUUCAGUUAUUUCCUAUUGGAAAGUCUCCAGUUAGUCUAUGCAUUUCCUAGAGAGUGAUGUCUGGAGGUGGGCACAUUGCUCUUAGGCCUUUGAGGAGAGCAGGAAGAUUACGCUUUUGUAUAUUCUGAAGUGUUUUAUUUGUUGAUGUAAAUAUUUAGGCUAUGGCUACUGUAUUGUCGUAGCUAUGCAGCAUAUAGUACAUAUCCAUACUGUAUAUGUAUACUGUAUGCAUUGUUAGAGGAAAAUUAAAACACAAUUUACUAAUUCUUUGGUUCUUUUGAUGGCCAACUUUGAAGGAAGAAAAUAUCCCAAUAAACAGAAGAAAAGAAAGUUCAGAAAGGAAAUGAAAAUUGCUUUUUAGCACACCUGUUAGAUACAACAUUUUCUUUUUUGGUAUAUGGUUUUGGCAUAUAGACCUGUUAAAUAUUCUAAGAUAAGAUACCUGUGAAAGGUCUGUAAUCUAUUAAUGAUGAAAUAACUAUUUGUCUGUAAAGCCUCACUAUGCUUCACUCGUGUUUUACUGAAAAACAGUGUGGCCAAGAGCUAUUGAUCUGCUCAUUCUUCAGCGUCAUGAAAUUUUUUAAAACAAAGAUGCAUUUUACCUUUCUGAUACUAUAUUCCAUCUAGAAUUUGAAAAAUAAGCGGAAUAACUGUCUGUAUUUGUACAGGCUAGAUGAAUGCAUCUUUUCCCCCUUUCUGCCCUCCCCACCCCCCACAUGAUUUUUCUGUUGCAGAAUAACUUCAGUGUUGCAUGUGGGAUUUGUGUUACAAUGCAGAGGCACGCACGUAGAUGUACUUUCCACGCAAAAAGUAAAUCAGCACUGUAUAAAACAUGUUUGUGUAAGUGGCCCUAAAGGCUUGCUUUAUUACUUUGGUGCUACCCGUGUUGUUUCAGUAGUCCAAAACAGCUUUGGCACACUGAAGUCCUUUGUUAGCCACCACAAAUAUGUGUCUGUUAAACACUGUAGGAAUUGUACACUAGGGGGCUUUUUUCCUUUUCUUCACCAGCAUAAAAUUAGCUAUAGCUGCAUUGUGCUAAAUGAGACCACCAGGUCUUUAUUUGUCUUUGUGAGACAUUCUCUUAUUUAAAAUAUUGGACUGUGAUUAGAAACGGGAGAGAAAAGCAAUGAGAAAGGUGCGUUCUGGCUUCCUCUGUCUGACAUGAAAUCUUUAUUGUUGUUUAGCAAUACUGCGAUUGUCAGAGGAGCUGAGAGGUACUUGUUUCUCUUCACUAGAUGCCUUCUGACUGAAGCAAAUGUCACAGCUCUAGAUUCAGUAAAUGUUUGCUUGCAUGUUUAAAUUCAAGAUUCAGUAGAGGAAGUUCAAUUUGGUAUUUUUUAUUACAUAUAUAUUUUAUAAAUAUAUAUUUAUUUACGUAAAUAUAUAUUUAUUUACACAGAUAACACAUUUUAUCUAACAUGUAUAACGUAUAUUAACAUAAUGAGCAGGUAACCAGUACAUUUUGGUUACGAUCUGGGGCAAAAAUACAUAUAUUUAGUAAGAAUUUUUGAUGGUUAGUUCAUUAUAGCUUCAAAUCAAAUCAGUUUCAUGUAAUACUGAAUGUGCUGGUGAUAUUUUACAGAAGCAUCAGGUAUAAAUAUUUUGUAUUGAAGAGGCAGGAUUUUAGUAGGAAUAAAUAUAAAUAUUUUUCAUUCAGGGUUUGGCUCUGAGUGAGUACGUAAGCAUGAGGUGAGAUAUUCCACAAUUUUCUUUGUCCUUGCUGCAUAUAAGCUGAAAUCUCUCAAUAAUAUUUCUCAGAGUAAAGUCUGUGAAAGAUAGUCCCAUAAAGAUAAGGCUAAAAUAGAAUGGAAAUACAUUGAAAUAGUGUGAGCAAUAUUUGGGUAUGCAUCUCAUCUGUUGUGCUAAUAGGACUUUGUUUCCAGGUAAGCUAGAGUGGAAUGAAUCUGAAGAAAAUAAAAUGAAGGUCAGAGAUGGCUUCAGGAGAAAAAGCUUCCAUCCCUCUCAUUAUAUGAGAGAGCGAUCCCCUCAUAAGAGAGACUCUCCUUUCUUCAGGGAAUCACCAGUGAGCCGGAGGGAUUCUCCGCACAGCAGAUCUGGCUCCAGUGUGAGCAGCAGAAGCUACUCUCCUGAAAGAAGCAAAGCCUAUCCUUUCCACCAGUCCCAGCAUAGCAGAAGUAUGUCAUCUUUACAUAAAAGAAAUAUUUCUUCUCAGCAAGGUAAAGAGAGGACUUCAGUUCAGGCGUCGAAAACAUCAAGAGAUGCAUCACCAUCGGGCUCCACAGCAGUACCCACACCAAAGGCUAUGGAGAAGAGCACCAGACUAUCAGAAAAAGAACUCGCAGAAGCUGCAAGCAAAUGGGCAGCUGAGAGGUUAGAGAAGGCCAAUGAAAACAAUUUAUCUGAAAGAACAGAAUAUGAGGCUGGUUCUUCAGCUCCAUUAUAUGUCGAACAAACAGAGGAAACAGAAACAAAUGUAACUGACAAUACAGAAUUAUACGAGGAUAACCAGCUUCUUUGCCGCUCAAAAGCAAUUGCAACUAAAACCAAGGAGAUAGAACAGGUAUACAGACAAGACUGUGAAACCUUUGGCAUGGUGGUGAAGAUGCUGAUCGAUAAAGAUCCGUCAUUAGAGAAGUCCAUUCAGUUUGCUCUGAGGCAGAAUUUGCACGAAAUAGGUGAGCGAUGCAUUGAAGAACUCAAACAUUUCAUUGCUCAGUAUGAUGCUGCCAACCAAGAUAUAUCAGAAUCCUUCAAAGAUAGCUCGUACUAAGACAAAAAUACAGUUUUAGAACUCUGCAUACAGUACGUGCACUGCAGUGCAUACAUCUGUUUCUUGUGGGGAAAGGGGAGUUUGUGUUGAAGAUUUGAACCCAAGGCCUGUGCUACUUCAUAGCUCAGAUGGCUGUAUCUUGUUCAUUGUGGUCUCCACAGUUGUAUUCUUUCUACCUGUACUUGUUGACAUAUAUUCCUUUGAAAAAGAUGUUUUUUUCUUCAGAAGUUCUGUAAAGUGACAAGCUACGCAAUUACCUGGCAAAACGCAUUCAGUCUGAUGUUUGUGCUCUUGUAUUUUGAUGUUUGUAAGCAUAGCCAGAAACGUUGUGUUUUUUAUUAAAACAAGAACAUUCUUCCUUCCUUAGCUUAUGCAGAAAUAUGUCCUAUGUUCAUAUACACUGUAGGCAAGAAGUAUUUGUAAAAUUGCUCACGACUAUGAUUUAAUUUAUUUAUUAUAGUUUAAUUUUGAAUUUCAGAUUGAUUCUGUAAAAUUACACCAGGGUUUAUGUCUAGUCUUUGUCAGAGGAACUCUGCCUACUUAAUGUUAGAAGAGCCUACUCUAUUUCUGUGAAUGCUUUUUAUGUCGGUUUUCCACACUGUAAGUCAUUACUAGUAAGCAGUAUUAUGUAGAAUUAAUUCCAAUUUUUGUUAACUGUUUGCAACUGUUUUCUUUUGUAAUGAUUUUUAUACAUACGUAUUUUUGAACAGAAUGAAACCACAGGCAGACACUGAGGAAAGGUCUCUGCUUUCACCCUUUCCCUUUCUUCUCCCUUAAACCUCACCAUUUUUUGUGCAUCAGUUUUAACAGUUAGGAAGCCUUGUAAAUCUUCAGAAAUCAAGAAGGCGUAGGAAUUUGGAGCGCCAAGAUGAGGUCUGGGCCAUCUCUCUAUUUAGUAACUCCAAAUUGCUUCAGAUCAGGUGUAAUGUGAAGUUAAACCCUAAGUAGGCCCCAAACGCGUUAUUUCAAAUCUAAAUGAUUCUGUAGUAGUGUAGUAUCUGGAGCCAUUCUUGACCUGAUAGAGACUGACUUAUAGCUGGGAAAAACCAGCUAUAAUGGUUUGAUGGAUGGUUUGAGUAGAGACAAGGGACUGCCAGUGCUGAGCCAUUGCAUUGCAGAGACGAAACGUAACUUAGGAACCGUUGGCAGGGGUAGGUAUCCUGACUAUUGGUAUGUGUGCAUAUAAGGUGAUACUGUUUUUCUUGAAUGUUUUAGGAAAAGGGAGAAUUUCAGUCAUAGUCAAGAAAAAGUGAAGUAAAGAUUGUUUUCUAUACGUGUAUUUAGAAACAUGAAAUCCAGUAAAAGGGCUAACAACUAAAGCUCACCGUUUCCCAUCCGCACAGAAUUAAAUGAAAAUGUCAAUGGAUUCAGCCCCUUAUUAAGUAGCUUCUCAGAUUUCUGCCAAAUGGUUUGCAGAAAAGUAAAUACAGUGGCAGCGAUUUUGCACAUACAAGGUACUCUACCACAGCAUCUUACACAGACAAACCUUGGUAUGGUGCAUUAAAUAUAUAUAUAAAUAUAUAAAUCCUGAGAUGCCUGAUCAGUUUUAAUGUCAGGGCUGCAAGGUUAGGGAAAAGCUCACUGAUCCUACUGGGGUGGGAGAUAGGAAAGAAAGGUGACCUGUGAUGGUACAGCAGCUAGACCUGACCCAGCCCUUUUUGCAACAGCCUGGCUUGUCCUGCAACCGCAGGCAACAUUUUCUGAGACAGAAACGUAGCAAACAGGGCUCACUAUGGACCAGAUAGUGUUCAGGUGGUAAAUCCAAGCUUCUGCUUUGGGUUAGAAACGCUGAAGAAGAAAACAGUGAAUUCAUGCUUAAUAUACUUUUUGUCCAUUGUUAUUGUACAUCGUGUUAGGAGUCUCUCUUGUUCUCACAGUGAAAUUUAAUCAGGCUUCUAAAAGUAUCUGAUUUUUCAAGAGCUUUUCUAUAGAGCUUACAACACUGUUGUGUUUUUGCAGUUAGCCAGUAGGUCAGCAACGUCUUCUAGGUUGUUAUUAGCUUUCUUUUUUUCUUUUUUUUAAUUGAUUUAUUUUUAUUGAUAACCUAAGGAGACACUUUUAUUUUUAUUUUUUAAUAAAUGCUGUUUUUAUGAAA
Meleagris gallopavo (turkey) is the source of this 9708-nucleotide messenger RNA. Lineage: Eukaryota; Metazoa; Chordata; Aves; Galliformes; Phasianidae. The record is from RefSeq and is a predicted model, not a curated record.